CGGGAGCAACAGUCUGCCGCAGCCCGGCCACGCGGCCUCACACACGCCACAACAAGUGUUUCGCCUCGAUUCGCACCGUUCUGCCCGCGUUAACAGAAAUUAAGAUUCUUGAUAGAUCAAGAUUAACUGCGGACUGUGCUGUGGGGGUUUUCUGUAGUUCAGUGCUAAAGCGUUGAAAUGUCUUGUUUCGGAGGAAGCGUACUAAUACCCGACUGAAGCGAGCGGCGUGUGUAGUGACUAGUGCAGUGUAGUGAUGUGAGUGUACGUGUAAGUGCAGACCACUGACGAAGCGCCACCAUGCUGCCCACUAACGUUAUGUCCUUUAUGAAGAAGAUGGUGGCGACGGAGGAGAGCCCCAACGCGGUCACGGGGCAGAUCGAGGCGCCAGGCACGUUCGGCAAGCUGCGCCAGACGCUCUCAUCCUCACUGCUUAACGCUCAAGAUAAAGUCACAAAAUUGGGACCGCGGCAGGGUGUGACGGAAUGUGUCGCCGAGCCAGCACCGGCGCCGCCGCCUGCGCAGCCGCCGCCCGCCACACAGCCCGCAAAGACUGAACGCGAGGCAGGCAAAGCGCCGUCCCGGGCUGGUGCAUGUCGCGUGUGCUUGAAAGCGCUGAAACCCGGGGAAGUCUUCCACACGUGCAACGGCUGCCAGCACCGUGUCUGUGAAGACUGCUCCUCCUACUCUAAGCCAGCCAGUGAUGAGGAAGCGAAUUCUUGGCGGUGUUCUGUGUGCCGCCGGAAAGCGGCGCCGCGACUGCCGCCCGCUGCUCAAGACAGCACGGACUCGCUGCUGGAGGUGCCCAUGCUCGACGCCUUGCAGCGGAGGCACUCGGAAGCCAGGCUUGGCAGUAGCAGCGCUAGCUCGGCGCUGGCGCCGCCACGCUCGCCAGAACUGAGGAGACAUUCGGACGUCUCGCCCGCUUCGUUAAAGGAGUUGGAGAAGUUAAAGGGCGGCGGCAGUACGACGCCCGAGGUGGAGUCCCGGCGGCCCAGCACCGCAGCCCCGGCCCGCAGGCGCUCCGUGCGCGCCCCCGCCGCGCGGCAACGUUCCUGCGACGAGGACCAACCCGCCGGCGUGCAGUCUGGGCUUAAUGCUCCACCUCCUAUGUCUAGAAGAGCAUCGGCGGUAGACGUGGUGGGCGGCGCCGGCUCCCGGCGAGGCUCGUACCGCGCCGACGACGUAGACUCCGCGCCGCAAAUUAGCGGGCUCGGCGUCGACGAAGACAGGCCAAUCAGGCGGCGGGGAAGCCAACUCCCCGACAUAGCAGCUCUCCAACAACGCACCACCGCACUAGGCGCCAUGUCCCUCGCGCCGCGCGGUUCGGACGCGUCAGCUGACCCGCCGACAGUGUCCCUCACGUCCGCAGCCGCCGCUGCCGCCGCGGCGCGACAGAUGUCCGUCGACGCGGAAGCAAUCAAGAUCGUCAUACAUGAUGUGGAUGACCAAACGCCAAGGCGCGUUUCGUUGCGACGCGACCCUAACGAUAAGGGACACAGAUCCCGCGGUUUCGGCAUGCGCGUGGUGGGCGGCAAGCCGGACGCGAGCGGGCGCCGCGAGGCCGUCAUAGUGUGGACCGUGCCGGGCGGGCCCGCCGACCUGGCCGGCUUGCAGCAAGGAGAUAAGGUGCUGGAAUGGGGCGGGGUUCCACUAACUGAGCGCAGUUUUGAAGAAGUGUGCGCAGUGCUUGAGCGCGGGGGCGACAGUGUCGAACUUUUGGUGGAGCCGGCGCCGCAGCUCGACGACCAGCCCUCGCCCGCCCCCCAGCCGUCGCAUCACCAUCACGCGCUCUAUGAACCGGAUACCGACAAAUCACCAUCGUCGCCGACCCGACGGAAAUUGCCGAAAACCCCGGAACAAGAGCGUGCCGAGCGUGCCCGCGAGCGACCGCCAGCGCGCGCACAACUGCAGGUGUGGUUCGAAAGCGAGUUGAGGAAGCUGGUGGUGGUACUGAUCGCCGCAGACGACCUGCCGCCCAGGGACCACACCCUGGGAUACGGCGACGAGCCUGAAGCUUUCGCUAGGAUUCGUCUUUUGCCAUCGCUUGAAAGCUGUCCUCCAGUAGAAACUGACCCAGCAUCAGCUUCUUGCAGUCCUGUAUGGAAUGCCACUCUCGGGUUCGGAGGACUGACAGCAGAUUUGUUGGCUGGACGUGCGCUAGAACUCACCCUCUGGGACGCCUGCCCAGGAAUCGAACCAGUGCUGAUUGGGGAAUGCACCAUGGAACUAGAAAAGGCGUUUGCCGAAGAACGAGCUGUGUGGUGGACGCUGGAAGAGCGCGGCACUCGUUCAGCCAACGCGUCCCCGCGAGGAUCUCUAACCGGUGCGCGCGCGCUGCGCCGCGGGGACUUCACCUCGCAGCGCUCGGCCUCAGAUGAUGUGGACUCGAUAGGCGAGUGCGCGUCGCUGCUGCACCCGGACCACGCGUGGGUGGCGGGCUCGAGGCGGGGCUCCUCGCAGUCCGAGACGCUGGAGGUGGAAGUGUAUCAGCUGGGCAAGGACUUCUCUCGCUCGCUGCCGGGCUCAAGGCGCUCUUCGUUCCAGCAGCAGGAAAAGGAAGGUGGCGGCGGCGGCGGCGAGGCGAGCGUAGUGCCGGGGUCGCGGCGCGAGCGGCGGCGCUCGUCGUGCGUGCGCCGCGACCCGGACGACAUCCUGCGCAGCCUGCGCGCCGUCAAGGGGGAACUCGGGCGCACGCUCUCGCUCUCCGGGUCCACCGCCAGGCGCACGGCGACCGGCCGUAAAGGGAGCAUGUGGGCGGCGGUGCCGGCGGCGGCGGCCUGCGACGCGCUCGCCAGCGACGAGGACGAGGUGCCGCUGGGCCCCGGGCAGCUGCCCCCGCGCAACGCCAGCCUGCCGCCGCUGCACGCCGAAAUCAACAUCAGCAUCAUUAUGAUCAAGGGACAGUUGGAACUGGAGGUGUCUCACGCCCGUCGUGUGUAUGGCGUGAACGGCGAGGUACCAGACUCGUAUGUGAAAUGCUACCUGCGAGACGGGGAUAAGUGGCUGCAUAAAAGAAAGACUAGAAUAGUUCGCCGUACUACAGAGCCAAAGUUUAAGCAGACGCUUAAGUAUCAAGCUAGCGAAGCACUUGGCCGCACUCUUGUAGUGAUGCUGUGGCAGCGCUGUGGCGGUUUCGAACACAACUUAGCUCUUGGCGGUGCUGAGAUCUGUCUCGACAAGCUGACCCUCCCGCAGCGCACCUACGGCUGGUACCCGUUGUUCCCCGCCACCUCCCUCGGCGCCGACGAGUCGCCCGACUGAUCCAGGGAGCCGUCGCCGGAGCGGCGCGACGACCACUAGCGCCCUCAACGACGACGGCUUCGCUUGUCCCGAGUAGUAAUGUUGCUCUCUGAGAUCCAACGCGCCGGUACGCCCAAAUGCUACUCUUUCCCUAUUUCUAUCAUAUGUAAAUACAUCAUGUUUCUCAAAUUUUUUGCCUUUUCUACGAUGAAUAGACAUGCGGCAUGUAUAUAAAAUAUGACGCGUCGCGCCGCUGCGACUGAUUCGAUAUUCUGGUUAGGAUCAAGGGCAGGCCCCUUAAAUCUUUGGAAACGACACCUUUUAGGCAGUAGUUUAUGUAAAGAGGAGCUUAUAGAAGGUCGCUUGAAUUUUAUUAGGUAUAUUUUUAGACUCAGACAUCUAAAUCGCACAUAUCUAAAACAGUUAUUCCUAACAUAUUUAAUACAUGUUCACAUUUGAUGUAGUACCUAAUCAAUAUUUCUAUACGUAACAUAAUGAAUAUAUAAAAAUACUGCUUCUUUUGAGAAAUCGAUGUCUCUGAGAUGUUCAUAUUAAAAACCUAUUCAUAUUUAUGUGCCGUUUUUGAUGUUUGUGCCUAACGUAUCAACAUAUUAAUAGUAUUUUAUAUGUUAUAUGUAUGUAAUAAAUAUUUACUAAUAUUAAUGUUUAAACAUGAACACAAAUAGAGUUCUUUUGAAAAUAAAUUUCAGUAUAAAUGUAGAUAUAACAAUGCAUUAGAUUUUACUUAUAUUUCAGUAGGUCAUGUGAUGCUUCCAAUCUCUCCAUUGGCUAACUUUGUCCGAUGUAGAUUAUGUCUUAUUAUUUUGAAACCAUUACUGUGUAUACUGCUCAAUCGAAAUGUAUGACUCAAGUAUCUAAAACCAGUCUGCACAAUAUUUAGCUUCUCUAACUUUUAAAAGUAGCCAAAUAUACACAUAAUGUAAUUAAGUACUCGUACCGUUUCUAUAGAUAACAUGUAAAUUAUGUCUCAUCUCAAAUAACCCCAACUUAACACUUUGCCUUAUAUACGAUUAAUAAAUCUUUAAAGUUAUUCUAGUGAGUAAGCGCGUCUAGGUACUAUUCUUCCAAGGUUGUGCUUUAGUGAAUUUUCCCUAAUAUACAUAUACCUGUUAUUUUUUUAGAUACAUCGCUAUGAUCUACAACAUAGUUAAGACAUUCUUUCCUUCAUUACAAAUUACUAUAUGAAUUGUAAAUAAGGUAAAGUUAUUUUUCAAAAUUUUCUACGCACAACUAUAUUCGUGAUAGCAUUAAUUGAAUCUUUAUCUGUAGUCGAAUCGAACGUACAUAACUCUUAACUCGUAUGUUCUAUUUAAAAUUUCUCAUAUAGACACAGACCCGUAAACGUAGAGAUUUUAAUAACUCCUACAAAUCAUCACGGAAUACAAGUAUGUACAUUUGUGCCGUAACAAAAUAGUAGUUAAUAAUACUUUAAGCUAAUAUUGCAUUAGCUUUCUGCUAAACAUAAUUGUAUUUUAAACCAGGCUCACAUACCGGCCUAGAUAUACUGUCAAAUAUUAUAAAUUCAUUCAUAGUCAUAGUUUGCCUAUUCUUACAGAGAAGUUAUGGUAAAUAAUAUAAAUCUAUGUAAUAUACUUUAAACUUAGACAAAGGUUGAGAUUCUGAUCAUCGGUGUUAGAUAAAACUUACAUAUCUUGUACAACACUAUCUCGUCGAAAUCUGUGUUCUUCCAGUGCUGUUGGCUUAGCGACACCUGACAAUAUUGUAAUCGCGUGUUGUGCUGUGAACACGACAAUCUGUAGCACGCUCUUUACAUUUUUAUCACCUACCAUUUUCACGUGGUUGUAUAUUUCCUAAGAGAGAGAAUAAUAUCUUUAAAUUCACUUAUUAGAUGACCUAUUAUAGAGAGGAUUCUUAUAAUGCCUGAAUAUAUUAUUCUGAUGUUUAGUGUAUUUUUACACAAUAAUUUUAUAUUUCGUUAAGUUGGAGACAAACUAUAAGUACAUAGAGUAUUCAAUAAAUAUAUCAAUGAAAAUCUAGAUAUUUAUUAAAAAUAUAUAUUAUAUAAAUGAUGAUUGGGUUCGACGAAAGAAUGAUCCGGUCGAAACUAACUUACGCUUAUUAUCUCGAUAUAUUAGUAUAACAAAAUAUUCUUACGUAAGUAACAAAAACAUUAAGUAUCUAAUAUUAUUACGUGCCUCGACGUUCCCUGAUACGACUUUAACAUGUUUGUAAUUUUUUUCUGUCUUUAAAUUCUAGGCUGUUAGUCACUUAUAGAAUAUUGAACAUUUUCGUUAAAUACUGCUGGUCCGUACCUACUGAAUAUAAAUAAUUGUAUACCCAACGAUCAGAGUAGGUACUCGGUACUUAAAUACUUAGAAAGCCAUCACAACUACGAAGCUCUACGAAAUCUAUGCUUCAAAAGCUACGGACCUCUACAAAGUAAAUUUAACUACUACGGAACUUCGUAGUUUAUGUUUAAACUAAAUUUUAAUACCAGCUACUGCCAAUUAAGUCUUCAAAUUGAUAAUUGUGAAUAUAUUCUUGCAAUUGACUGACACAACUACCGCUAACAUUGCAGUCUAUGUCCAAUUUCGAUAAACCUUAUUAAAUUAAGACAUUAAAAACCCGCCGAAAAUAAAUUUAAAAUAAUUCCAACAAAUUUUGUUUUUGUUUUUAAAAGCGAUCAAGUAAAUACUAUAAGCCCAGUAUCUUGAAGCGUAAACUCAUGUACGUACUACACAUAUCUGUUUUUUAUGUGAUGAACAAAGCAUGCGGUCCAUUUACCCUUAGCGUUUCACUCAGUAGCGUUACAAUUAAUGUGAUAUGUAUGGGAUAUCAUGUACCUCUUUCUUAUUGUAACUUACAUUGUUUCUUCCUAGAUAUGAAGUGAACAUUUCUCCAUUUUGCUUUCUUGAUGAAUACCUUGGUCAAAAAUUGUAUCUUUGAUUGAUUCCAUUUUUUUAUUAUAACGUUAAUAUUAAUACCUAUCAAUAGCUUUCUGUCAUCAAAUCAUCGUGCAACAAAUGUAUUUAGCUCUCCUUCUUUCUUCAGGAAGAUAAAACACUCGUUUUGUAUUUUUUAAAGCAAUAACAGAUUUGUGGUUAAUUUUCAAUAUCAUGCGCUAAAUCAGCCAUAUAUAAUUAAGAAAGAUCUUGUCUCUAACUAAAAUUGUUCAAGAGUUUUACCCAGGUAUUUAUUACGAAACCAAAAUAAAAUUCUACAAAUCCUAGUACGUA
Molecule: messenger RNA, 6458 nt
Organism: Amyelois transitella
Lineage: Eukaryota; Metazoa; Arthropoda; Insecta; Lepidoptera; Pyralidae
Gene: Fife
Product: regulating synaptic membrane exocytosis protein 1
Exons: 21
Coding region: 298-3261 (987 amino acids)
Biological process (GO): regulation of synaptic plasticity; calcium ion-regulated exocytosis of neurotransmitter; regulation of membrane potential
Cellular component (GO): presynaptic membrane; cytoskeleton of presynaptic active zone
Molecular function (GO): small GTPase binding; transmembrane transporter binding
Source: RefSeq, a predicted model, not a curated record